This is a messenger RNA of Effrenium voratum, 2604 nucleotides long. The record is from the annotation of a GenBank genome assembly. NCBI's taxonomy places the organism in Eukaryota, Dinophyceae, Suessiales, Symbiodiniaceae.
AUGUCACCUCUGAGAGCAGCGGUCUCCUUCUUCGCAGCGGCGAGCUGCUGCUUCAGCUUCUCAACCAUUGCAUCAGGAGUGGAGCGGUUGGUGGUGACCACCCAAGAGUUCGAUGAAGAUCUCCCGGCCGUCUACAGCACCCACACUGCAGCCACUCACGCCUCUGCCGAGGGACCUCCGCACGGUAACCCUGGCAUCACCUUCACUUCCUACUCCAGCUACUCCACCCUUAACUGCUACAACCACACCCUACCGUAUGCCACCGGCGCCAACCAGGCCUACAACGUCCACUCUGCGUACUCCCUAGCCCCGCCUUGCAACUUCCGGGCCUUCAGCUCCUCCUGCAGCACCACCUCAGGAGUAUGGGCACCCCAUCCCCCCCAGUUCUCGGCCUUCCCCAGAGCGCCCUCCUACGCCAAGUCCAAGGCCAGCGCGCCCUCCAGGCCGUCCUUCUACCUCGGCAUCGCCAAGACGGUCCCCGUCUCCAAAGACCAUCCUCGUCCUCUCACAGGCCACCUCUUCGGCGCCGCAGGCUGCAAAGUCCUCGACCUCGCGCUCCCGUACCUGACCGUGCAGGUGACCGUGAUCCCGCUGGUGAUCAUCUUGCCAGCGCUCAUGGUGAUACCCAGCCCAGAGUACUCCUCCCUCAAGUACCUGAAGCAGCACACCUCCCACCUGAUUUCCACCACGGUCAACCAGGACAUGCUGAAGUAUGUCGCUGCGUUCCUUGACGAUGCGAACGUUGACAUGAGCCACGCCCGCAUCAGGCACGUGCCCUUCGUCCCUCAGGAUUCCGGCAACCCCACCGUGGACUACCUCUUCCAGCAAGGUACGCAGCUUCCUCCGCACUUCCGCAGUGAUGCUCAACACCUGGACUCCACCACCGAAAUUCGCGGCCUCCGCCUCUACCGGUACGUGCAGCCAACCCAGUGGUCCCGCAGAAAAGGCGUGGCCGGGGCGGAUGUGCUCACGCUUCCUCUUGCAGCGCUCCUUCGGCAUGGCGUGGAGGACUGGAGCCUACGUCCGCUGAGUGAGGGCCGCUUUGCUGCCCCGGUCAUGCGCAGGUCCAUCGCCGAGGCAGUGCUGGUUGCAUCAAUGCUGAACGCCAUGACGGAGCAAAAUCUCGAUCCUGACGCACUUUGCCUUGCUCUAUGGCAUCAGAUCGUGCCGGCGGUCCCCAUCCCUGACAAGCGGACCCAGGCCAUGGAGUUCAUGCAGCCCCUCACCGACCACAUUGUGCGCAAGCUCACAGAGCUCCGCGGUCAGGUCACGGAGUCGAACAUGGUGCAGCAGGUUCAGGAACUUCGCCAUCAGGUCCAGCGCCAAGACCCCCGAUGUCGCGGCAAGAAGCGCAAGGCACAGUCCACUCCGGACAUCGACUCGGUGAUUCACGGGCCUUGUGAUCGGCACUUGCCCUCCUUCGAGCUCCCCAAGACCCUCACGGAUGCCCGCGGAGUGUUGGUGCAGCCGCCGCCGCAGAUGGCGAAGGCGUGCGUUGCGGCCAAAGUGAUAGACCAGCGCCAGGGAGGUCAGCCUGAGCAUCUGAACAGCGUAGGCUACGGUGCCGGGCACGAAGGCCGCGACGUGGUGUACCUCAAGCAGCAUCUUCGCGUGCCCAUUGACGGCGUCUUCAGCUUCACUACAAACGGCCACAGCUACAUCGGCAGCUCGCACAUCGGCAUCAUCCUGCGUGAACUCUAUGCCCUCCACCGGCUCAGCGGCCUCGUGCAGCAGCCACAACGCCAACGCAUACAGCAGCAGCUUCACCAUGUGUUCACGUUUCGCAACUUGUACCUGCCUCGCAAGAACCUCGCCCUCGCCAUUCCCUUCCUGAGUCACCCGGACUUUAGAGAUGUGGUGCAGCGGGCCCUACGUGCCAUCAUUGUGGAACACAAAGAGUGGGCUUUGCCUCUACAUGCGCACACCCACAUCCUGCGUGAGCUCCCGCAUCGGCGCGCCCGGGAUGUCCUGUGGAACUACAACAUCUUCAGCAGCUCCCUCGAUCUACAGAGUUUCAGCACACUGGACGACUCGCCCAUCAUCGGCAUCUCUCUGCGGGCGCAGCAGCCUACCCCCGUCCCGGUGCACGAGCUCUACACCUACCAGGAGGCUCUACUGGACAUCAUCACCCUGCAGGAUGUCGACUACUCCGUGAUAAACGACGACCUGGUCGGGUUCUUCAACUCGGUGCCGCGGUCCAAGGUCAUCCAGGCAGUACAGGACAUCAUCGACAUAGCGCAAGGCUCCUUCGACUCCCAGCUGUCGCCUGUCCUCAGCCAUGUGUGCGUUGCCUACCAGGCACGCUGUCGGCCCUCCGGCUUUCAGUCCCGCCUCAGCCUCAUCGUGAGUACACCAGCCAUUCAGGGACUUCGAGACCUCUACCUCCGAACAGAAUUCCUAGCAGAUGUCCUCGACAGGGUCAGCAAGUCCGGAAAGGUCAAGCAGCAGCCCCCCACUCACAAGACCAACAGUCGAGGUGGCAGCAGCAGCAAGGGCAAGGUCAAGUCCAAGGACGACACGCCCAAGCCUGCAGUACCUACGGACUCACAGAUUGAGGACAUCUUCGCGCCAUCCCCAGCCGGCUCCAUCAGCCCCUCCCAUUAG